AUGACCGACGCUGGCGGCGAGGCAGGUGGCAGCAGCGGGGCGGUAACUGCUUUAGAUGGACCCCAGGUGGAGCUGGCGUUCAAGUGGAACAAGAAGGGGAUCUUGAUUCAUGUGGAUGCCGACGAGUCGGUGCAGGGCAUCAAGCGCAAGCUGGAAGCCGCCACCAGCGUGUCGGAGAAGAGGAUGAAGCUGCUGGGGCUGAAGGCCCGCAGCGGCAAGCCUGCGGGCGAUGCCGACAUCGUGGCAGACCUGGUGCUGAAGCCGGGCGCCAAGCUGCUGAUGAUGGGGACCGCGGACGAGGAGAUCGCGAAGCUGAAUGCCGGCGCCGAGGUGGCGCCUCACGAGGAUGGCAUGGCGGAGAUCGACCUGGUGGACCGGCCCGAGGUGCAGGAGAAGCUGCGCCGCCGCAUUGACAGCUGCAGCGUCAAGGUGCUGAACCCGCCCCGUGCGGGCAAGAAGGUGCUGGUGCUCGACAUUGACUACACGCUGUUUGACCUCAACUCCUCUGCGGAGCGUCCCGAAGAGCUGGCCCGCCCCUUCCUGCACCAGUUCUUGUCCGCCGCCUGGGUGGACUACGACAUAGUGAUCUGGAGCGCCACCUCCAUGAAGUGGGUGGAGGUGAAGAUGCGGGAGCUGGGGGUCAGCACGCACCCAGACUACAAGCUGACAUGCAUGUUGGACCACCGGGCUAUGCUGACGGUGCAGCACCCCAAGUAUGGGCUGUUUGACUGCAAGCCGCUGCAGUUCCUGUGGGCCAAGUUCCCGGAGCACUAUGGGGCCCACAACACCAUCAUGAUGGACGACCUGAGGCGCAACUAUGUGCUGAACAAGCAGAACGGGCUGGUGAUCCGGCCCUUCAAGAAGGCGCACCUCACCAGGGCCACGGACCGCGAGCUGCUCUACCUCACCGCCUACCUGCAGAAGAUUGCGGCCCUGGACAGCCUGGCAGGGCUCAACCACAGGCACUGGGAGAGCUACGCCAAGGCAGAGAUCCGGCAGCUGCGGCGAGCGCUGGAGGCGCAGCAGCAGGCCGAGCAGCAGCAGCAGCAGCAGCAGCAGGAGGGCGGCAGCUGA
Chlorella variabilis is the source of this 1074-nucleotide messenger RNA. RefSeq lists its product as hypothetical. Gene Ontology annotation, cellular component: nucleus. The record is from RefSeq and is a predicted model, not a curated record. Bases 1 to 1074 code for a protein of 357 amino acids. Gene Ontology annotation, molecular function: protein binding; phosphoprotein phosphatase activity. Lineage: Eukaryota; Viridiplantae; Chlorophyta; Trebouxiophyceae; Chlorellales; Chlorellaceae. The transcript is spliced from 11 exons.